AUGACUAUGGUUGACAAAGACAAUCGUUUUGUGGUACAUUUACCAUGGCUGGAAGAUCAUCCUCCACUGCAUGACAAUUUUAAUUUGGCUUUAAAGAGACUGGGCAAUACUGUACGAAAGUUAAAAGAAGAAAAUCUGUAUGACGAUUGUAAUCAAAUAUUUGAAGAAUGGGCAAGAGAGGGUAUAAUUGAGGAAGUUCCUAAGCACGAGAUUCAUUUGCUGGCUCAUUAUUUACCCCAUAGACAUGUCGUGAAAGAAAAUAGCAAGACGAGAAUCAGACCUGUGUUCGAUGCUUCGGCGAAAGUGAAAGCCUCCCCCUUCUUAAAUGAUUGUCUGGAGAAAGGAAUAAAUCUUGUAGAAUUGAUUCCUACUCUAUUAACGCGGUUUCGGAUGAACAAAUUUGGAGUCACAACAGGCAUCCGUAAAGCUUUUUUACAAAUUCGCCUUAAAGAAAAUGAUAAAGAUUUUUUAAGAUUUCUUUGGUAUAACGAAAAGAAUGAGCUGAAAUACUUUAGACACUGCCUUGUCGUCUUCGGAAUUUGUAGAAGUCCGUUCUUGCUUAAUUCCGUAAUCCAGUACAAUCUAGAAAUGAUUUUGGAGGAAGCACAAAUGGGUAACUCAAAAUAUCCUGCUGGUGUUGUAGAGAAGCUGAAAAAUAGUUUAUAUGUGGACAUUGACCUGGCUGGGUCACUAUUUCUCAGAGAUAAUAAGAAGUCUUGGGCAUGUCUCUUCACCUGCGCUGUCUAUAGGGCUGUACACAUCGAACUAGUGACUUCUUUAUAUACGCAAUCAUUUUUACUGGCUUUGCGCAGAUUCAUAGCCCGUAGGGGACGAUGCAGCAUUAUCUAUUGUGAAAAUGGCUCUAAUUUUGUGGAUGCUCUAAUCUGCUGA
Argiope bruennichi is the source of this 891-nucleotide messenger RNA. RefSeq lists its product as uncharacterized. Lineage: Eukaryota; Metazoa; Arthropoda; Arachnida; Araneae; Araneidae. The transcript has 2 exons. Bases 1 to 891 code for a protein of 296 amino acids. Gene Ontology annotation, molecular function: nucleic acid binding. The record is from RefSeq and is a predicted model, not a curated record.